This is a messenger RNA of Salvia splendens (bonfire salvia), 732 nucleotides long. RefSeq names its product glutathione S-transferase T3-like. NCBI's taxonomy places the organism in Eukaryota, Viridiplantae, Streptophyta, Magnoliopsida, Lamiales, Lamiaceae. The coding region runs from base 1 to 732 and encodes 243 amino acids. The transcript has 2 exons. The record is from RefSeq and is a predicted model, not a curated record.
AUGAAUGCUUCAAACGCUCCACAUGGUUGGAGUGAGCAAGAAGACAUCGCACUAAUGUCUGCUUGGUGUUUCAUCAGCAUAAAUGCAGUUGUUGGCACCAACCGAACUAGUGUGAAUCUAUGGGAAAAUAUUCUUGAUCAAUAUGAAAAAACAAGAAAAGAAAAUCCAACAAUGGGCGAACAAAAGAGUUUGGAGUCAUUGAGACAGCGCUACAGACGACUCAACACAAAUGUCUCCAAGUGGAUUGGUGCAUACAAGCAUGCGCACGAUCGAGCUAUGAGCGGCCAAUCUAAUGAGGACAUGGAGAAAGCCGCUCAACAAAUCUAUGGUAAGAGUAAGUUUACUCACCAUAAGGUGUUUGAGAGCGUGAUGCGACACAAUCCCAAGUGGAAAUUGAAGUUGAAUAGCACCGGUUCAUCGCGAUUCCAGCCAGAUGACGACAGCCUUGAAGAAAGUCAGAUAAAGCUAAGGCUAAGGCUAAAAGGAAAAGACAAAGAAGUUGCAACACCAUCAUGUACAGUUCCUAAUGAUUUCACUGCAGCACUACGUGAAAUGAGAGUCACACGUGAAAGGGAAUGUGAUAUUCAGGAACAGAAGAUCAAGGCAGCUAGUGAUAUUCAGGAACGAAACAUCAAGGCAGCUAUCCUUACUCCGCUGAUAGCUAGGAGGGACUUAACUCCAGAAGAAGAAGAUGUGAAACGCGAUAUAAUAGCAGAAUUGUUUGGGAAGUGA